GGCGGCGGCGGCGGCAGUCAGAGCAAGAGCAGCGAUAGCUCCGGGUUUCCAGAACAGGAUCUGGGGCCUCGGCAGCAGCUCAGUGGGGCACCUGUUCGGAGCAGGAGUAGCAGGACGAGGGGGCGGUUUCGUGCCAGUCCCUCUCUGAGCCGGAAGGAAGGGGCACUUCCCAGCUGGGAUUCCACUGCUCCGCAGAAUCUCAGCACCAAGCUGGGAGCUGGGAAUACUGGUGGGGGUAGACAUGUGCAGGACCAGCUAGAGAGCUGGGGCAGGUAAACAUUUGGUCCAGGUGUAGAGAGGCAAGAAAGCCGUGUCUGGGACCAUGACAUCCUCCCACCUGGACUUUGGGGAGGUGGAAACUUUCCUGGACAGGCACCCAGAGUUGUUUGAAGAUUACUUGAUGCGGAAGGGGAAACAAGAGAUGGUGGAGAAGUGGCUGCAGAGGCACAGUCAGAGUCAGGGGGCUUUAGGCCCAAGGCCGCCACUGGCAGGCACCAGCAGCUUGGGUCACAGUGCUGGCAAAGGCAGCAGUAGCAUUUGUGGUGGCACUGGACCAAAUGGCUCUGCCAAUAGCCAGCCCACUCUGGGUGGUGGGGACGGUGGUGGGAGCCCCCUGAGUCCUAGCUGGGCCAGUGGCAACCGGGGCGAUGGGAGCCUGCAGCGGAGAGCUUCUCAGAAAGAGCUAAGGAAGACUUUUGCCCGCUCCAAGGGCAUCCAUGUGAACAGGACCUACGAUGAACAGGUGACCUCCCGGGCCCAGGAGCCGCUGAGCAGUGUGCGGCGGAGGGCACUUCUCCGGAAGGCCAGCUCCUUGCCCCCCACUACAGCCCACAUUCUCAGUGCCCUGCUGGAAUCAAGAGUGAAUCUGCCUCAGUACCCCCCUACGGCCAUGGACUACAAGUGCCACCUCAAAAAGCAUAAUGAGCGUCAGUUCUUCCUGGAACUGGUCAAGGAUAUCUCCAAUGACCUUGAUCUUACCAGCCUGAGCUGCAAGAUCCUCAUCUUUGUCUGCCUCAUGGUGGAUGCUGACCGCUGCUCUCUCUUCCUGGUGGAAGGGGCAGCUGCUGGCAAGAAGAGCUUGGUCUCCAAAUUCUUUGAUGUGCAUGCAGGAACCCCACUGCUGCCCUGCAGCAGCACAGAGAACUCAAACGAGGUGCAGGUCCCCUGGGGCAAAGGCAUCAUUGGCUAUGUCGGGGAGCAUGGAGAAACGGUCAACAUUCCUGAUGCCUACCAGGAUAGAAGAUUCAAUGAUGAAAUUGACAAGCUAACUGGAUACAAGACAAAAUCACUAUUGUGCAUGCCUAUCCGAAGCAGUGAUGGUGAGAUUAUCGGUGUGGCUCAAGCGAUAAAUAAGAUUCCUGAAGGUGCUCCAUUUACUGAAGAUGAUGAAAAAGUUAUGCAGAUGUAUCUUCCAUUUUGUGGAAUCGCUAUAUCUAAUGCUCAGCUAUUUGCUGCCUCAAGGAAAGAAUAUGAAAGAAGCAGGGCUUUGCUAGAGGUGGUUAACGACCUCUUUGAAGAACAGACUGACCUGGAGAAAAUUGUCAAGAAAAUAAUGCAUCGGGCCCAAACUCUGCUGAAAUGUGAACGCUGCUCUGUUUUACUCCUAGAGGACAUUGAAUCACCAGUGGUGAAGUUUACCAAAUCCUUUGAAUUGAUGUCCCCAAAGUGCAGUGGCGAUGCCGAGAACAGUUUCAAAGAAAGCGUGGAGAAAUCAUCAUACUCCGACUGGCUAAUAAAUAACAGCAUUGCCGAGCUGGUGGCUUCUACUGGCCUUCCAGUGAACAUCAGUGAUGCCUACCAGGAUCCUCGCUUUGAUGCCGAGGCUGACCAGAUAUCUGGUUUUCACAUAAGAUCUGUUCUCUGCGUCCCUAUUUGGAAUAGCAACCACCAAAUAAUUGGAGUGGCUCAAGUGUUAAAUAGACUUGACGGGAAACCUUUUGAUGAUGCAGAUCAACGACUUUUUGAGGCUUUUGUCAUCUUUUGUGGCCUUGGCAUCAACAACACAAUUAUGUAUGAUCAAGUGAAGAAGUCCUGGGCCAAGCAGUCUGUGGCUCUUGAUGUAUUAUCAUACCAUGCGACAUGUUCAAAAGCUGAAGUUGACAAGUUUAAGGCAGCCAACAUCCCUCUGGUGUCAGAACUUGCCAUUGAUGACAUACAUUUUGAUGACUUUUCUCUCGAUGUUGACGCCAUGAUCACAGCUGCUCUUCGGAUGUUCAUGGAGCUGGGGAUGGUACAGAAAUUUAAAAUUGAUUAUGAGACACUGUGUAGGUGGCUUUUGACAGUGAGGAAAAAUUAUCGAAUGGUCCUGUACCACAACUGGAGACACGCCUUCAACGUGUGCCAACUGAUGUUUGCGCUGUUAACUACUGCUGGGUUUCAAGAGAUUCUGACCGAGGUGGAAAUUUUAGCCGUGAUUGUGGGAUGCCUGUGUCAUGACCUCGACCACAGGGGAACCAACAAUGCCUUCCAAGCUAAGAGCGGCUCUGCCCUGGCCCAACUCUACGGAACAUCUGCUACCUUAGAGCAUCACCAUUUUAACCACGCUGUGAUGAUCCUUCAGAGUGAGGGUCACAACAUCUUUGCUAAUUUGUCCUCCAAGGAAUAUAGUGACCUUAUGCAGCUUUUGAAGCAGUCAAUAUUGGCUACAGACCUCACGCUGUACUUUGAGAGGAGAACUGAAUUCUUUGAACUUGUCAGUAAAGGAGAAUAUGAUUGGAACAUCAAAAACCAUCGUGAUAUAUUUCGAUCAAUGUUAAUGACAGCCUGUGACCUUGGAGCCGUGACCAAACCGUGGGAGAUCUCGAGACAGGUGGCUGAACUUGUAACCAGUGAGUUCUUUGAACAAGGAGAUCGAGAGAGAUCAGAACUCAAACUCACUCCUUCAGCUAUUUUUGAUCGGAACCGGAAAGACGAACUCCCUCGGUUGCAAUUGGAGUGGAUUGAUAGCAUCUGCAUGCCUUUGUAUCAGGCGUUGGUGAAGGUCAAUGUGAAACUGAAGCCGAUGCUGGAUUCAGUGGCUGUGAACAGAAGGAAGUGGGAGGAGCUGCAUCAGAAAAGGCUGCUAGCCUCCGCUGCCUCGGCCUCCUCUGCCAGCCUCACGGUGGCCGGGGAAGACAGAAAGUAAGCCUCCAGUCAGCUGCUGCUGCAAGAUGACUGCGGCCUGAGGGCCAUCCUGGGUCCAGCCACAUCAUCCUUUUGUUCCCUAAAGCUCAGACAGACCUGAAGUCUCGGGGAUGUGCUGGGAAGCCUUCCUGGGCUUUCUCCUUGAAGUGUAGUCAGCAGGAAGGACAGAGGAGGAGGUAGGGCAGGGAGCAGGACCCUCGACUUUCCCUGAUGAACACACAUGGGCUGAGACGAAGGCUCUGGGCAGAGGACCGUUGUUGAUCCAGGACCUGAGGACUGUCGGCCCUGCUCACACUUUGCCAAGGGAACACGGAACAGUGAAAACGUGAUUAGUCCUGCUUCAUUUUGUAAAUGGCUCUUCUAUUUGUUACAAGCCAAACAAUGCCUGCCUUUGCAUCCUCUCCCGAGCGCCCUCAUGUGCCAGACUGUCCCCAAAAUCCUGAUUUGUAUUCAGAAGAGGUAUUUUAUUUUGAAUCCUAAAGCUUCUUAAUGAUGGAUCAGAGCCUUUAGAAUUGCCUACCUAAAAGAUAAACUAUAUUAUCGUUACAAUUACCAAGCAUUCCCAGUUUCCCCCUAAAAAGGUCCACAGUAGCAAUACAGCAAACGCGUUUGUCUGACUGUGUUUAUACGAGAUUUGUAACACUGCAUUGGGAUCGUGGUCCCCUUUUUCAUUUUUUUAAUUCAACCUUCAUUGUAGACUAAGCCUUCUCCCAGAAGGAAUGGAUUAAUAGACUUUAAUUAAGGUAAGGAUGAAAGGAAAUCUAUAGCUGGAUUUACCACAAGUGACACAUGAACAUUUAGGAAGUAUUUCCAGCAGGGAGGCAUUUCACAGGACACAGCAGAGCCACGGAGAACGAUCACUGACUACCUUGAGUUCUCCUAGUGAUGAGUUUUGGUAUAAAAUUAAGGAUACUACCAGUCCUAACCUGAAGCCAAACGCAGGGGUCCCCAGUUUUGGAUUUUUUUCUUAAGUGUAAGAAAUAAUGCUUGAAAGGUUAAAAAAUAAGAGUUUAGGCAGAGAAAAAUAUUCUAUAGGAAUCGAGGUUUAUAAUAGGUAAGAAAAAACAAUUAAAUAGAUGCAAUGGCAAAAAAGCUACUUUGCUUCCCAUUUUAGAGCAGAUUGAGGACACUUAGAGACUGAGGACAUGGUAUGCCUUAUCCAAAGAACGCUGGCUGGAAGCCAGGCUUAGACCUCCAGCUUCAGCACUAUUGACUGGAUGUCUUUGGACAAGUCACUUAACUUCUCCCAGCCUCUUUCCACAUCUGUCAGAUGAGAUUACACUAGGAAAUGAUUUUCAAAGAUGUUUUAACCUUAGAAUUGUUUGUUCAAAUAAAUCUUAUAAGGGAUCCCCAAGAUAUGAAACAUCUAAAAGCUGAAGUCCUCUGUUUGAAGCUGGGCUGGGAGAUCCAGAGCCCCUGCGAAUCCUCAUCUCUUUGAUUAUGCACAUGGUGGUCCCUGAAGGGGCUCUGAGAAGUUUGAAAAUCCCUGGACUACAUGAACCUUGAAGUCCAUUCCAGCUCUGAGAAAUCUAAAAUUUACAAACCACCUUUGUUCUUGUUGUUACUGGUCAGCAUCAGUUAUUAACUUUACUACUGAAAUAUUAAAGAAAUAGGGGCCAGGUUCCACAGAGGACACUGUUUUCCUGGCACACAGUAGACAUUCAGGAAAUGUUUAAAGAAUGGGUAAAUUAAGGUGCCCAAACAGAAGUGAAGGAAGAGCAGGUGCUCCUGAGAGAGAAGUAAGAGUCUAUGUGGCAAGAAAUAAAGUAAAAGAAAUUAUAAACCAGGCAAAGGGGGGUGGGAAGGAAGAGGAGAAGAAGGAGGGGGGAAGGGGGAGCAGGUAAAGCAAAAGAUGCCCACCAAUAAAGAGAGCUGGGCACAGAGGAGGUGGUGAGAGAACUGCCGAACGAAAGGGGAAAGUCAACCCACACAAAGAAAAACAGCGCUUCCCACGAAAAAAAUGAAGGUCCAGAAUCCUGCCAUCAAUUACUUAGAAAAGAGAGAUACUUGAGCAGGGCAGGCUUUGUCAAAAGAGAAGGAAGGAGUGGGAGCCCUAAAAAAUCGUGUUCCCAGCUAGUCUUUACAGCCGUCUCUGAGGGAAGACUGCAGAAACGAGAGGCGAGAAUGAGUGCAGGAAGAAUGGCCUCGCAGAGCAGGUAAGAGGAGGUUGUUCAGAUUUAUGGAUUUUAUUAAGCUAGUUUUCUGAAUCACUCUGCUAUAAAGGAAAACAGCUUCUGCUGGGCUGUCUCCCCUCCUUCAGGUGAGGAACAAAGGGUGGGCGGAGUUAGGGACAGACCCUGGUCAUGUGACUGCCACUCAGAAGCACUGCAGGUGUUUCUAUCUAUUGUGCCACAUCAUGUUUAUAUCACAAAUGGGAAUUGAAAAUCAGUCCGUGUGAGGCCGAGAUGAACCCACAUCUGUUAUCCUCCCCAACAAUAAAUAAAUAGCCCAGACAGACAGAUGCCAGUCUAUCUAGAGCAAAAUUUUAAAGCAUGUGCUUUAUGAUAAAACUGGACCCAGGGUCCGACGGAGACUGCAGGCUGCUACAAGCACUGUAGCUACCGUGGACAUUGAUGCUGCAUAUUGCUAAGGGGAGCAUAAUUUAUAGCACAAACCCUAUGGCUUCCACUAAGGUUGAGUUUUCCUCUCAUUUUCUUGUCUUUUUAUUGGCUUCACUGCACGGUUGCCAAUAGCAACAUCCACUGGUAGCAAGGGGAGUUCAACACCAUUGCAAUCUGCCAUACAGUGGAGCCCUGACAAUGUCAACCAUCAAUCAAGUAGCUGUUUGUAAUUGCCUCCAUCUAUUUUUCCUGUCUCGAGGUAUCUUUGCCAUUGUGGGUCAAAAUUCAGAAACUGCUGACUAAUGCCAUGCGUCUAUUCCUCCAGGACCAUGAAGCAGUGGAAAAGGAGGGUAGCAGCCUCCCUGGUGCCAACAACCCAGCGGUUUGAGGUUGAACUCUUGGGAGUUUGAGAUAUUUUUAAUCCCUUUUCUAAAUACUGUAUAAUUUUCCAAGAAUGUGAGGCAUGUGUCAUUAUCCAUAUGUUCUGCUUUUCCAAAAUAGAGAAGGAGAAAUUUUCCCAAUCCUUAUUAUUAAUGUUUAUUUCCUAUUAGAGGAAGGCAUUUGAAAUGUGAGCUUUCUCAUAAAACCUCCAACUAACCAGAUUGUUUGCUUCCUCGGGUCUCUUGGCAUUAAUGGUUGAAAUGACUUCAUCCUACUUUCUCCACAAGAUGUAUUUUUUCGGACAUACUAUUUAUUCUCUUGCUAGUCAGUAUAUAGAUAAUACAUGCACAACCCAGGCAGUAGGGACAGCUUGGCAAACUGUCAAGGGCGCCACCCAGUGCGCAGUAGCCCAGGGCUCCAUCCUGGCCUGGCCACCGGCUGGACCUGUUAUCUUGGGACUCUCCAGGUCUCGGGUUUUCCACCUAUAAAAUAAAAGCGCUGACUUAUUCAGUUCAUUUCCACACCAAAGAACCAAGCUGUAUUUAACUUUUUAAAAUUUUUCCAGAUGACUGUCUUGUUUACUCUUCUCAAAUAAAAUAGGAACAAACCUAAGAAGAUCAUCUUCUCAUUAAAGACAAAAUAAAAAGUUACAUAUAUGGGCUAGAUAUAAAAACAACCUUACCACAGAUGUGUCUGAGUCUGCCUCUAGUGAUCAUGAAAGAUAUGGUCAUCAGUAUAAUUUUUUUUAAAUAUACCCUUUUAUUUCAUAAGGGACAAUUUUAGAUUAACUCAUAUCAUAGAUAGCCCAUAAAUGAUAGUCAAUUUAAUUUAGAAGUAAAUUUAUAAAGUGAGUCAAAAGAAGUUAGAAUUGCAUGUGCAUUUUCUGUUUCUAAAAUCUGAGAUGUCUAUGCAUUUCCAGGUGUUUUAUAUUUGCAUACACGUUGGGUUAGAACUAAUCUUUACAAUUUUGUUAGUGUAAUAAUAUUAUCUAAUAUUAAUGCUACAGGAAUCCACUUGCUUUUUUCAUGUAGCAAAAUUUAUCAUACUUUAUCCACUUACCUUGGGUUACUAAACAGAGUCUGCUCAAUAUUCUUUGCAGUACAAUUAUUUAAAAAUCCAUUUCUCCUUCUGACUCUUAACGAAUUGCAGAAAGAUAAAAUACAGUAUCAUCCCCAGUAAUAGUGUGAAACAAUUCCCUUUAAGCAGGACAGAAAUCUAAACAUAUUAGGGGAACAUUUAAAUCUAAAGAAAAAUGUUUGGGCUGGAAAAAAGAAAAACUCAAAAAAGGAUUCAUUAAAGCAACAGAACAAAACCUACUUUGGGACCCUGGAAACUCUGGCAGUCCCAUUGUAGUGAAGUUUCAUUAUCUGCUUCAGAAUAACAGUCGCUAAAACUUUUGUUCUGCCAUGUACUGUAAAGAACUCUCAAAACUCAAAUGUAUCAGGAAAUUUAAAGAUUGAGGCUGGCUACAAGAAGGCCAAAAUCUCAUAAGUUUCCUAAGUGAGCAAUAAGAGAAUAAAACACAGAGAUGGCAGAGAAAAAAUUGAAGUGUGUCUGGAGAAUGCCAUGAUGAGCACAUGGGUUUAGCAAUGCCUGUUGUCCUGCUUACAUUGUGUGUGUUACUACCUUUCCCUCAGCUAGUCAUUUUGGGUGGUACAUCUUUUCUAAUUGAAUUUUGAAUGUUCUUGCAUACUUGGUACAUCUCUCAACAGUGCUAACGCCAAGUUAUCCGUGUAGCACAUCUAUGCCAAUUUUGUUGAAUGUAUACACUGGUACAGAAAUAUGUUUGUUUUAUUAAGUAAAUGAAGUAUUUGCUGUAAAAAAAAAAGUCUUAUUUGAGGCCAUCAUUUAUCUGUGUUCAUUUUAUGUGUGUAGGUGUGUGUAUUAGAAUCGCAAUUAGUUUUUUUCUUUAGACUUAGAUUAAAUCAUAUUUAGAUGAAUUUUUUAAAAAAAAGAAACAGCAUAGUAUGGAAAUAGGAGGCUAGGUUUUGUUAAGUCUUUCCCUUUGGGAAAGAUUGCUUUUGCCAUUUUGAUGCAUAAUAAUCUACAAAGGAUCCCCUGCUGAUUUGCUUCCUCAUUGGUAUUGUUUUACACAAAAGAAGGGACAUAUGUCUUUAAUGGAGUUGUUUGAAGUCACUCCCUUUGUGUAGAUUUCCCAGGCUGAUGUUUCAUUAUAAGAAUACUACAUUAUAGACUGCUUGGCCAUUUCACAAGCAACUAAUCCAUGAUUUUGAAACAGUCUGCUUUAAGAGACCCAAAUAUGUUUCUUUUUAAUAAAAUGCUUAAAGUUUAA
Messenger RNA from Equus caballus (horse), 8358 nucleotides. It is a transcript of the gene PDE11A, whose product is annotated as phosphodiesterase 11A. Gene Ontology annotation, biological process: negative regulation of receptor guanylyl cyclase signaling pathway; signal transduction. The record is from RefSeq and is a predicted model, not a curated record. Gene Ontology annotation, molecular function: 3',5'-cGMP-stimulated cyclic-nucleotide phosphodiesterase activity; protein binding. Lineage: Eukaryota; Metazoa; Chordata; Mammalia; Perissodactyla; Equidae.